GACGAGAUGACGGGUCUCGUUCUAUACUGUGGGCAGCUGUGUCCAAGAGAUAAGUUUGUCCUCAUCUCCUCCUUCCCGUUCACACGUCUGGGUUGUUUGCCGGUUUCACUUUCCCGCCUAUUGUUUGGAAAGGGCUCUCGCUGCCAGCAUUUGCCUUCAGCAAACAUCCUGCUGUUAUACUUCCCAACUUGACUUGCCAGCUUCUCGUCUUGGUCUCCGUGUGCUCAUCUUCGCUCCCUGUUCUCUGUUCUCUUGAGCAGACUUGGACAAUGCUUCUCAACGCCUCUCACAAGCUCAGCUUCAGCGGUCUCCCCCCGGAUCUGCUCGAUGCCUAUGUGCGGUACAAGAAAAGCACCCGUGCUCUUCUGACGUGGUUCCUCCAGCACAGCCCGACGCCAGACAAGCCUGUCAAGAGCUUAACCAUCAAAGACCUUGAGUCCCUGGCUCAACUGGCGUCUAAGAAGAUACGUUCUUUGCCCGAUGUGGUGCACUUCUACUUCCGCGAGACAAUUUCAGAUCGGAAGAAAUUCAGCAAGUAUUACCGUUCCCAAGUCGGUGAAUCCGCCGGUUUUGAUGUCGAUACGAUCAACCACGAACAUUUCACUGCAACUCUCACCAAAAUCUACAACGAUCUCUGCGUCUGUUGUGGUGACCCCAAGCCUGGAAACCAACCACACCGUAAAUCGCCUUCGACAUCUCCCGUCUGUCAAUCCCUUCGUCCGGUCAAUCUUUACGAGGGCCUGGCAGUUGAGGAAGCCGAAGACCAUGAAGGACAGACCCCUGGAAAAAAGAGACCUUCAGGCCAAUCUAAGCCCAUCCCACCGCCGCUCUCGGCAUCUGAGGGUUCAGAUCUAGACAUUCGCCUUGCAGACGAUGAUCUCGGCAACGCUCUCGAGCUGGCUGCCGCCGCGCAGCAAAUCCACGACAUCUCUUGCUCCGUCGAACAAUUUUGGCGACUUGUUGGAGAGGGUACCCUCUCGAUCGCUGUGGGAUCUUUCAUGACCAAUGUCGCUUUUGCAUUGCUGCGCCAAACCGUUGACGAGUUGCUCCAAUACGACGAAUGCUUGAGUCUCGCAGACCUCCGUCAUAUAUGUUCUUCUAAACAUGCAGCCAGUCAAAAUGAAGGUGGCACUGAGGAGCCCAAGGGCACAAACCAAGCCCUGCUGGAUCGGCUGCAGCAGAUUGAACAAACCCUGUCAGAUGUCUCAAACGGUAGUUUGCCCUUGGCCGACCCAUCUUGCGCCAAGUGCGGCCACAAAGAGGCUCAGGAAGCCCAGGACAGAAUCAUCAAGGACAAUAUCGGUAAUCAACACCUCUCGUCAGCCAUCAUAGAAAAGCUUGUCCAGUUGGCGAACAGCAAAGCAACAGAAAUCGAGGUCAUCAAAACCGGGACACCAGUCUAUUGGGAUGUGCGCUGCACCAUGUCGAAUCCAAAUAUUGCGACCAAGUCUUGGUCGGCUGUUCUGGGAUUGAACCUCCUGACCCAAGGCACCCAAAGCUUUCUUCGAUCCCUUCCGCAGCCACAAAUGGCUUCACAAGGUCGCAUUGCAGUCCUAAAGCUUGCACACCAAGCUCGUUCUCACGUCACCGCAGUCUUGAAGAACAAAGCCGCCUUUCCCUGCCGAUGUCCUCAGACUCUUGGCUGUCACCUGCAGAAUCUGGAGACCGAGCUGCAUCGGUAUGCAAGCUACAAUUGCUGGGAUCUCGUGUUUCAAUCUCCAUGGGUCGCUGGUAAUCACGCCCUCGAAAUGGUAGACCUGUGUCACUACUAUGGAUUGCAUCUACUCAGGUAUCGGCACUACGUGGGCGCUGUCUUGCAUUCCUACAACGUUCUCCGACAACUGGGCGGACUGGAAGAAAUCCCGGCUCUGGAGAAACUGUGCAUUCAAUUUGGGGAUAUCUUGUUUCCCGCCAGCAAGGCACCAAAGUCGAACUUUCGCACUUGCUGGGCGAGGCACGUGGGCGCCAGGCUGAAAUUCGAACAGGGCCAUAAGGGCAAGAACAGGCAUGACAACUGGUGUCUCGCUAUUCCUGCUCAUGCGGCGAAGGCUGCAGCUGGAUUCGAUAUCCCGAACCACCAACACAAGCAAGGUUCAGGUUGCAUGUUGUUUCGCUAUAAGCACCAGAACUACCACAUCAGCGAUGCCCAGAUGAAGGAGCUUGGUGCUCCCCAGUUGCUUCGCAACGGAACGAGCGGAGAUCGGGCAACAAAACGGAUGUGCAAGGCAGACGCACAGAUCAUUCAAGCUGCAGGCCAGAAUCCGAUGCUGUUGCCGCUUGGCCUAGCGACGCACCGAUUAUUCACCACGGGCACCUGCGGAUUUCUUCCCAUGGCGCGCGUGAAUCUCUUUGCACUGUUUGAGCGAUGCCUCAGGGUGGUCUCAGAGGUCUCGGACAAGAUGCAUUCUGAGAACGAGGCCGAGACGGGGAGCAAUUGCAUCUGUUUCUGCAGUGAGAUUUUCAGCGCCGCAGAUCGUAUUGUUAAAGGCAGACGGCUGGGAAAGCUCGAGGCGUGGCAUGAACACGAACGCAAGCUCAUUGAGAACACGAAAGAAGCCAUCCAUAAAGCAUUCGGCUCUAUUACGGCAGACGAGAUGCUGUGGACUAUCUGAGGCUCACCAUCGCAAACAGUUCGGCAUACCUAGGGCCUCAGUUUGUCAGCAGGUGGCAGUGCAGAGGUGCAAUGAGCUGGAACUGCUUUCAAAAACGCUCGUUUUGCUACCGUCUUUCCUUUUACUUUUCGAGGGGUUUUAUGGUAGCAGAUGGAGGCUAUUGGAGGGUUAGCUCGAGAAUUUUGUCGUUGGUCGGUCGCUGUGGAAUCAACAGGUAUGGAUGCUUCAAAUUUACAGUCUGGCUCGCGUAGUGAUUAGGUAGUCACCCUUCCACAGAUUUCAAUCCCACAUUGUCUGUCGACAUGACAGCCGAAUUGAAUUUGUCAGAGGUGGGCAGUUCAAUGUGGACAUUGUUCACAGUGGCAAUGCCCAUGUUCACCUCGUCUGCGUGCAGUUCGAGAACGUGUC
Messenger RNA from Cladophialophora immunda, 3020 nucleotides. RefSeq lists its product as uncharacterized. Lineage: Eukaryota; Fungi; Ascomycota; Eurotiomycetes; Chaetothyriales; Herpotrichiellaceae. The transcript has 3 exons. The coding region runs from base 270 to 2612 and encodes 780 amino acids. The record is from RefSeq and is a predicted model, not a curated record.